GAGUGCUGGACGCUCCCAGGCAGUAGGCGCAAAACCAGACCCGCUGUCUCUUUCGUCGCUACGCUGCACUUUUUAUUUUUUCCCCCAUAUACUCACGGAGCUAUUAACGUAUAGCAACAUAAGGAGGACACCGGGAUUUAUCUGAAUGGUUGCAUUUUGCAUGGUUUAUUUUCACUGAGAAGAGAAGACUCGCUCCUGAUUACGCACAGAUCCCGAAACGAUUCACUACUCCUUUCUGGAUAUUCCAACGUAUUGAAUGGGUCGGAGUGGGGCAGCCUCCUGAACGCACGGACUACAUGCGCUCCGGUAGCUACUAUCGGAAUAUAAACAGCGCUGUGGUUUCCAGGGCGACCCGACCUGAUUGUGCGUGUGUUUGAGGAGACGAACAGCGUGCCAAUAUCUACAGAGGGUGUCAGGGUGACCAUGCCCGGGAUGAUGGUGUCGUUCACCAGGGUAGCCUUGCUCUUCUUGUCCGGAUUGCUCCGUCCGCUCUGCGUGGUCAGGGCUUUCGGUGACGAGGUGGACGAGAUGACCUGCGACCCGAUCCGGAUCAGCAUGUGCCAGGGUCUGGGAUACAAUGUCACCAAGAUGCCCAAUCUGGUCGGCAACGUGCUACAGUCGGACGCGGAGCUGCAGCUGACCACGUUCACGCCGCUCAUCCAGUACGGCUGCUCCAGUCAGCUCAAGUUUUUCCUAUGCUCGGUUUAUGUGCCAAUGUGCACAGACAAGGUUCCCAUCCCCAUCGGCCCAUGUGGGAGCAUGUGCUUGUCUGUCAAGAGAAAGUGUCUCCCUGUGCUCCACGAGUUUGGCUUCAUAUGGCCUGAGGUGCUCAACUGCAGCCUCUUCCCACCGCAAAAUGACCACAACCACAUGUGCAUGGAGGGUCCAGGUGAUGAGGACCCUCCCUACCAGCCUGUCCGUCAUCCUCCCCACCAGGAGGAGUGUCAGGCCCUGGGAUCUGCUCCCGACCAGUAUACCUGGCUCAAACAGACCGAAAGCUGUACUCUCCAGUGUGGCUACGACAGCGGGCUCUAUCGGCGGGGGGCCAAAGUCUUCACAGAUGCAUGGAUGGCGGUGUGGGCUGUGCUGUGCUUCCUGUCUACCACUCUGACAGUCCUGACCUUUCUCUUGGAUUCCCAGCGCUUCUCCUACCCUGAAAGGCCCAUCAUCUUUCUCUCCAUGUGCUGUAAUCUGUACAGUGUUGCCUACCUGGUACGACUGACUCUUGGGAGAGAGCGUGUUUCCUGUGACCUGGAUGCCGCAGCCGUGCCAAUUCUGGUUCAAGAAGGAUUGAAGAGCACCGGCUGUGCCAUCGUCUUCCUCCUCCUCUACUUCUUUGGCAUGGCCUCCUCACUCUGGUGGGUGAUCCUGACCCUCACCUGGUUCUUGGCUGCUGGACUGAAGUGGGGCCACGAGGCGAUUGAAAUGCACAGCUCCUACUUUCACAUCGCUGCCUGGGCCAUCCCAGCUGUCAAAACCAUUGUCAUCCUCAUCAUGAGGCUGGUGGAUGCAGACGACCUGACUGGGCUGUGCUAUGUUGGCAACCAGCAGCAGGAGGCACUCACAGGCUUUGUGGUGGCCCCUUUGGCCACAUACCUCCUCAUAGGCACUCUGUUCAUCUGUGCCGGCCUUGUGGCUCUUUUCAAGAUCCGUUCCAAUCUGCAGAAGGAUGGUGCCAAAACAGACAAGCUUGAGCGCUUAAUGGUGAAGAUCGGAGUGUUUUCUGUUCUUUACACAGUCCCGGCAUCCACCGUCAUCGGCUGUUACUUCUACCAGCUCUCUCACUGGGGGCAGUUCAGGGCCAGUACCCAGGACUCAUAUGUGGCGUCAGAGAUGCUUCGAAUCUUCAUGUCGCUACUUGUUGGUAUCACAUCAGGCAUGUGGAUCUGGUCGGUGAAAACCCUCCACACCUGGCAGCGCUGCUCUGUCCGCCUACUCAGAGACAGCCGGACGAGCCGAGGGGGCAAAAGGGCACCAGGCGAGGGCUGGAUCAAACCAGGGAAAGGCAAUGAGACAGUGGUGUGAGGACAAAGAAAGAGAGACUGGACAGGAAUGGAGUUGUACCUCCUUCUUUCUCACAUACAGAAACUCUGCAAAACAAAGGACGGUGAGGGUCGAGAGAUGAAAGGGAGAUGAAAACAUGCCAGGGGUCAAUGUAGCAGGACUUUCUGAGAGAAGCCACUGGAUGCUACUGCAUCACAAGAGCUCCCUGACAGUCCCUGACUCUGUACCUCUAAGAGGGGUGAAGAAGGAGAGAAGAGGAAGAGGAGUCAAACAUCAGUGGCAACAGAAGCCUCUCUACCUCUGUUAGGAUUCAUUUGUCCAGGCAUUUGGACAAAGCAAAGAAAUGAGGAAAAAGAGAGACAGGAAAGGCAGAAGAGAAGCAUCAAUAUGCAGACCAGAGAUCAAUAAGCUGUGUAGCACCUCGCCUACCUCUCCGCCUCUCUUUUGUCCAGAGCCCACAGCAGAAAAGACUGAGUCUGCUGGACAUCAUGCCGCUGUCUUUUUGGGGUUUUAUGAAGAUUUCAUUUUUACACUGGAGCAGAUAUUAUACAGGUGUAGGCUGAGGUUUCCCAGUAGUAUCUGACACUUUGAGAGCUCAUGCUGAAAUGAAUUACGACACACCAAAACGACAGAAGAAAUGUAAUGAAAAGCUGAAACAGCGCCUUAUAUCUGCAAUGUUGAUGUUUUUUUUUAUCUGUGGUUGUUACACUUUUUGUUCAACUCAAAACAGCAGGUCAUUUUAUCUCUCUGAAUUGUUUGGGAACAGGCUCUAAGCUGUAAUAAUGCACUAUAGUUGAGAUAAUGUCUACCAGGACAGGUUGGAUGUCUUAUGAGCGCUGCUGAAAAAAGUGAUCACAUCUUACAAAUGUUGUGAAAGCGACAUGAUGUGAUUAUGACUUAUGUAGUAAUGCCUCAAUGACUCCUGGGAUGGAGGACCAGCUGUGCCUUUUAUUUAGACAUACAUUUGAAAGGGUCUGGGACAUGUAGGCCUUUGUGAAUCUCUGCUAAGGUCCACUGAUAUGCACAGACUUCCUGGAAACCCUGUGCUUUAUAUAUGCUCUUGAUUUACCAGGAAAUUGAAUUAGUCUCCCUGCCCUUUUCCAAACACUGAAUCCAAGGCAGGUUCAAGAAUUACAGGCUAUUAGACAAUCACUUGCCAAAAUACACUUUAUGCAACUGAAAAAGGUUGUCAUAGACAUACAGUACUGUGCGUAAAGUUUUGUGAUAAAAGCAAGAAACUGUCACCAGUAGUUUGAUAUGUCAGCUACCCAGUGUAGUAAACAGAAAAACAAUUAAUCAAAUCAAUAUUUGGUGUGACCACCCUUGGAAAGAGCACCGGGUUGUACAGUUCUUGAAGUGCUGUGCAGGUAGGUUGUUCCAAAGGUCUUGGAGAACUUGUACUGCUCUGAUGAGACAUACAAAAACCUCACAAUUUAAUUUUGUUUUACAUGUGAAGUUGUUUUACAUGUAAUAUUCAUUGCACUGCCCUGUGCACUGAAUAUGCAAGGGGAGAACAUUUACAGAAACAAAGCUAGAACAAAGGCAACUGAAAGUGAGCAGUGUUUUAUAAAACAUGACCUGGAUGAUUGAGAACCUGUACAGACAAGAAGGUUUUCCCCAACUUUAUUAUCACCGAAUACUUAUAAAAAAAGGUUGAAUUUUACGUGGUUAUUGGACACUCAAAUUUUAACAGCUUAUCAAUGGUUUACACCACCUCUCUCAGUGAGGGGGACUGAGUAAGUUGUUACAUGAGGCGUUUUUAUUGUGAUUAUCAGAGAAGUAUCAGUAUCUCUACAUGCAAUCCCAGAUUAGCUCCUGGCUGAAGCUGAUUCAGUGUUUGGAAACACAAAUCUUUGACCACUAUAAGGAGUAAAAGAACCACCAGUAAUAAGAGAGCAUAUCUGUCAACGUUUUCUUUUCUGUCCGUGUCUAUUAUAUUUUCCCCUUCUAAUGCCAUCACAGAAAAAUGAAACUGACACCAAUACUUAACAUGAUGCUCUCAGUGGUGUCCUGCCAGCCGGUGCUUUUUUUGCAUCUAAGGCUCAUUUCCCAGACAAUCAAGCCCUCCCUGGAAGAGAUUUUCAUACACCGCUGUGGACUGCGAAAUUUCAUGGCUGAAUUCCUUUAAUGUUCUCUUACAUUGCAUUUUAAUUGUAUAUUUCCAUCCACCCUGUUGAUCUAACAGUCUCUGGAUUCACCCUGUCUCUCUGCAGCGUUCACAGAAUAUUGAAGCCGUGUACCAUAUAUUUGCCUGACAAUCUAACAGAGCUCUUAAGUUUUGACAAGUCUUUUGUACAUGUAAUACAUGUGUGUCACAUUACGCCUUCAAUACUUGAGUCUUGAAUAAUAAUCUGAGCGACUGAAACUUAUACGUUUAUAAAAACGUAUUUUUGUCCUGUGUAUCAUAUGUACUCAGAUCUAUUUUUUAUCUUAAUGAUUACGAUGAGAUAGGAAAGUACAACUCUCUUUGCUUUCAGAGACACCUUCAGUGGUUCUGGUGAAACCUAGAACCCUGAAAAAAAUCUCAGACCAGCAUACCUUGGCACACUUAAAUUUCCACCUCCAAACAAACAUUACAUUCACUCAAAGUGAAUUAAAUUAACCUCUGACUGCCUCCCCUCUGAGCUAAUGCAGCUUUCCCCUUUAACCGCCUUAGUGUUUUGGCUGGCCUUUCUCUCAAGACCAUGCUGAGCUUCAGUUGACGUUUCCAAACAAUCACAUAAUGUGCCUUGACACGCAGCGAGUGUCUGUGUGUGUCAUGUAUAAUGAAGAUUGAGAACCACUGGUAAUAUAGAUUUGUAAACGCCUUUGAGAAAUCCAGAUAUGAAUAGUCCCAGCUGAGGUCUGUUCAGCCUUUAAGGUCUCCCCUUGUAGGAAACUCUUGACAUCAUUGUAUUAUAAUGAGAUUGCUAAUUUAUCCUUGUAAAAAAGUGAUAAAAUUUUUUUUAAAACUUGUUAUUUAAAUGACACUUUUGUAUCAGAAGAAGAUUAAUAAAAACUUUUUGGUUUCCAAUA
Mugil cephalus (flathead mullet) is the source of this 5019-nucleotide messenger RNA. RefSeq names its product frizzled class receptor 4 (gene fzd4). The transcript has 6 exons. The record is from RefSeq and is a predicted model, not a curated record. Gene Ontology annotation, cellular component: plasma membrane. Lineage: Eukaryota; Metazoa; Chordata; Actinopteri; Mugiliformes; Mugilidae. Gene Ontology annotation, molecular function: Wnt-protein binding; Wnt receptor activity. The coding region runs from base 424 to 2025 and encodes 533 amino acids. Gene Ontology annotation, biological process: retina vasculature morphogenesis in camera-type eye; canonical Wnt signaling pathway; non-canonical Wnt signaling pathway.